Nerophis lumbriciformis (worm pipefish) is the source of this 3063-nucleotide messenger RNA. Lineage: Eukaryota; Metazoa; Chordata; Actinopteri; Syngnathiformes; Syngnathidae. The record is from RefSeq and is a predicted model, not a curated record.
AUGGCAGAUAGUCAUCAGCCAGAGGAGCACUGGGCCUCUAACGGUCAAGAGAACGGCGAAAAUGGCUACUCUGCCUACAGCUAUGGGGAGAAUGGAUACCACGGUGGGGCAGCUGCGCAUCCUAGUGCAACAGUGGAUGACUCAGCCAAUUUGCCUCCCUCCCCUCCUCCCUCUCCAUCCGCUGAGCAGAUGGGGCCAGCGGCACAAGAUAAAGUAGAACCUUUCCGUGCUUUCUCUGCGGAGGAGCAACAGCAUGAUGAGGAUGUGGAGGAAGUUGGCAGUUGGCAGGAGGACGUGGCAAGUGAACAACCAGGCACCCAGCUCUUAGAGCAGAAAGAUUUAGUAGCUGAAGCACAGGUUUUUGGCUGUGAGCUAGCCCAAGCACCUGAAGUGAUCAAUGGAGGAAGUCAUCGCAGAGAGCACAGUCCGUCAAAAGCAGGCGUCCUCCCUUGUCCCUCCCUGCAGAAGAUGGACUGUGACAACACGAGACACAAGUCUAUGCCCCCGAACAUGGGGGCUCUGGUGGAGAGAUCACUGGCCAAGCUCACCCUUGGAGAAGAGGCUUUAAAACUGUUGGGUGAAGAAAGAGAGCUAGAGGAGUUGAACUUCUGUAUCUUUAAUGAGUGCUCCGGGCCAAUGCCUUCUCCUGCUGACAAACCGAGUCCAGAGGACUGUUCUUACCCUUGUUUCCCUACUAUGGAGUUCCAAGUGGAUACGCUUGGAACUGCUGGAGUGGAUGAUGAUCAGAAAUUUCAAGAUAAAGUAUGUAAUCAUGGAAUAUGGCAAAAAUCACCCUCACGGGCAAAGAUUAUUGAAAAGGCUGUGACAGUUGGAAUAAAACCAGAUCGGCUCAGAAUUCCAUUGACCGGCCCAAAGGACAGACUUUCUGAGUUUCGUUAUGGAAGCGUGCUACCCACUGACAUAAAAAUCCAAGCAAUUCCUGAAGUAGACAUUGAAAAAGACCCAUCAAGAGAGGCCUCUCCUAUUCCACCAGACAAUGUCUUCAUAUUUACAUCUACAGAAAUUGAAGCUAAGGUCCCUGUCACUCUUACGUCAUCCAAAAGCUUAGAUAGUACCUCCCGAGAAACACAACUUUCUGGAGAGAUUCCAAGGGGUAUCUCAUCUGAAGCUGUAGCGAAAAGCAUGCCUAGAGCAUUUACUUGGGAACAGAAGUUGCCCGGAGAUCCCAGGACAGAAGCCAGGUCAGAAACAAGAAAUAAGGAAGAGAUCCCUAAAGCCCUAAAGCCCUCUGAUGGAAUAAGUACACUCUACUUACAGGAAGGCUCACCAAAGCCACAGUUUCCCUCUCCAGUCAUAAUUAUACCUCAAACACAAGGAGAAGAGGAUGCUAUAGAAACUAUUGAAGUGUGUGUGCUCCCUCAACUGGAUCAGUCUGAACCAAAACUGCUUGAAGAGGGUCAGGCGAUCAAGGAAAAUGUCACUGUUUGGCAACCUGAUUGUGACAACCCAUUGUUGCAGUCACAAAUGGGUAACAAAGGGGAGAUUUUUAGUCAGGAUAAGGUAAUUGAAGUCAAAAAGGAUACCGAGAUGCAAGAUGAUCAGUCUGGUAUGGAAAUAGACGCCACCACUCAAGCUGCUAAUGAUUGCUCUACAGUGGAAAUCUGCAUCUGUGAUAAAGACAGUAGCUGGAUUGAUUCAAAAGCUACAGAUGAAGACAAAACUAUCACGACAAAGCAAAUUGGAGCCCUUCGGUCAAACCAGAGUGCCACCCAUUGUCUACUCGGGGUACAGACACCCUCUAAACGGUUCCCUGGAAGAGGCAGUAAAGUGUCACGCAAAAGUCCCAGCUUUCGUCCUAAAGAGGAGCUGAAGAAGAAAAAAGUAGGCGUGGUGAGGAGGGCGGACCAGAAUAAGGUCUCUGCCUUCCAGAUUCGAAAAAAUGUAGCCAAAACUGCGGCCAGACAUCCUCGGCCAGCUCUGCUUCACGGUUCGGCUAGACGCAAAGCCGCAGGUGAACACUUGUCGUCGGGAUUUUGCACCAUGGAUAGAGAGAGUGCAACUAAUUGCGUUUCUGAGAGCUCCCAGCCUUUAAGUGUCCACCAGUCCAGGGAGAGACCCUCUGAGCGCUCAUACCGUAGUCCGGAGAAGAGGUCCUCCCUCCCCAGGCCGUCCAAAUCACUGACCCGCCACCUUCCUGCAGCUGAACAAGAAGACAACAGCACUCCCUGCAGGCCAACCUCCAUCAGCACCGAUGCCAAGGCUGACUGCAGGUCUGUGAGGGGCCCUAGUAUGGCAGGCGCGGACACUGCACGUUCACGGUCAGCCCGUAGUGGCACUUCUACCCCUGGAUCCUCCGCAGUCACACCCGGCACGCCUCCCAGUUACUCCCGCACGCCCGGCUCUCGCACACCCGGCAGUCACACACCCAAGUCCUUCAGUGUUCUCCAGGAAAAGAAGGUUGCGAUCAUCCGCACCCCGCCCAAGUCACCAUCUUCAGCGCAGCGGCAGUUGAAGGUUCUCAACCAGCCUCUGCCUGAUCUCAAAAAUGUCAAGUCGAAGAUUGGAUCUACCUCCAAUCUUAAACACCAACCCAAAGGUGGACAGGUCAUGAUUCCAAGUGUUAAACUGGACUAUAGCCACGUCCAGGCGAAAUGUGGCUCCCUGAAUAAACUCCAGCAUUCCCCAGGUGGAGGAAACGUUCAAAUCCAGACCAACAAAAUCGACUUAAGCCACAUCACCUCCAAAUGUGGUUCUAUGUCAAACAUCCGCCACAGGCCAGGUGGAGGCAACAUCAAGAUUGAGAAUGUCAAACUGGACUUUAAAGACAAAGCUCAAUCUAAGGUCGGCUCACUGGACAACGCCAGCCAUACACCUGGAGGCGGGAAUGUUAUGAUUGAGAGCCACAAGCUGACAUUCCGGGAGUCCGCCAAAGCGCGGGUGGACCACGGUGCGGAAAUCGUUGUCACCCACUCCCCAGGGCUGGAAAUGGGAGGCACCUCGCCUCACUUGUCCUCUGCCGGCAGCCUAAAUCUCCUGGAGUCGCCACAGCUUUCCACUCUGGCCCAAGAUGUCACCGCCGCAUUGGCAAAACAGGGUUUAUGA